Musa acuminata AAA Group (dessert banana) is the source of this 2569-nucleotide messenger RNA. RefSeq names its product probable lysophospholipase BODYGUARD 4. NCBI's taxonomy places the organism in Eukaryota, Viridiplantae, Streptophyta, Magnoliopsida, Zingiberales, Musaceae. The coding region runs from base 744 to 2039 and encodes 431 amino acids. The record is from RefSeq and is a predicted model, not a curated record. The transcript is spliced from 4 exons.
UGGAGAAGGGUGGAACACGUAAUUUGGUCAACCAUCGAAAACAGUAGUUGGCAGAGACAGAGAGAACUUGCAACCAGAAAAAGUUGACUUGUUCCAACCUCCCAGUUAAAAGAUAGCCCAACUAUUAACUUGGACCCAUUUCAAGGUUACUGAUGAAUUGUGAGCUCUGGCUUUGGCACAUCUGGAAUGGCACUGCAGGGAUUCAGUGUUCAAGCAUUGAGAUGGACAUCAUUCUUAAGUAUUUGUAUGGUUACCAAGAACAACAGGAGCUGCUUCACCAGGGAAUUCCAGUUGCCGAAGCAUCAAGCUGUGCAAACAAGCCAAUAAGAUCCGAGCUCAAAAAGGAGGAUAGAUUGAGAGACCAAUUCCCUCUCCACAAGCUACUUGUCUUAGAGCUCUGUAGACAUAAUCCAAGGCAGAUGCUGUAGUUUGUUCAGAUAGAUGAGACAAUAUGAUUCCUUUAUAUUCUUAAUCUCCAUAGUCAUAGCUUCAUAUAUGGAUUGGGCUCACCCAGAUUCAUGAGAUUUGGCCGACUACAACAUCUCCAUGUCAAAUAAAGGUAUCCAUUCUAUGAACCUCCCAGAACAACCACAGGUUGCUUUCAGUGACGAACAAGAAACACAUGGCCCUUAUCAGAAGUCGAAGAAGGAUUCGGGAAGGAAUGCAAAAUUCGUGGACGCAGGAGCAACACACCUUUAGCUUAUUAAGCUUCCCUUCUCCUCCUCACCCCCUCUCACCAAAAGAUGCCAACUUCUUCCACAUUUUCUCCCGGAGAUGUUGUCAUCUCAGCUGUUAGCCUCCUUGUUUUCGCUUUGUUAGAUCUUCUGGACUUCAUUCUCUGCUACUUCUAUAGGUUUCUUGAUGUUAUUCUUGAGGGGAACCCAGUCCCAUGCUACUGCCAAAGGAGAGGAAGAGAGGAGAGGUCUGAUGGAGAGGGAGGAGAAGAGGUGUCAGAGACUUUGCAUGGGAGAAGAAACCUUUUCAGAGAAAUGGGCUUUCCAUUUUGGAAAGCAGCAUCAGAUGGAGAGGAAGAAAGGGGUGAGCUAAGGUUUCCCAGGUGGUCUGACUGUAGCUGUAUCUCAUGCUUGUCUUGGCAAGAGAGGGGGCAAGACAAGCUUCACUUGGCUGUGAUGGAACCAUCAUCUCAAGGUAGAAAGAAAGAGUGCGAUACGGAUUCAACUGAAAGUGUAGUUUUUCUACAUGGAUUUCUUUCUUCCUCCUCGCUUUGGGUGGAGACAGUCUUCCAUAAUCUUUCCAAGGUGACCAAACAAAGCUUCAGGAUGGUUGCAGUGGAUCUCUUGGGUUUUGGCAGAAGUCCAAAGCCAACAAACUGCACGUAUACAGUGCGAGAACACCUCGACAUGAUUGAGGCAUCUGUGAUCAGGCCACUGGAGCUGAAUUCCUACCACAUAGUUGCUCACUCCAUGGGCUGCAUCAUUGCAUUGGCCAUGGCAGCCAAGCAUCCUGAGUCUGUUAAAUCCCUCACAUUGGUUGCGCCACCAUGCUUUGACUCGACAGAAGAGGAAGCAAGUCACACCGCACUGAACAAAUUAGCUGAAAGGAGAGUGUGGCCACCAUUACUGUUUGGCUCUGCAGUCAUGUCAUGGUAUGAGCACAUCGGCAGAACUGUUUGCUUCAUCUUCUGCAGAAACCAUUCGACAUGGGAAUGGAUGAUGAAGCUAGUCACAAGGAGAAGGGCUCUCAGCUUCCUGUUCAUGGAUUUAAGCAAGCAUACCCAUCAUUCGGCAUGGCACACAAUGCACAAUGUGUUAUGUGGGGGUGCCAAAUUGGUGGACAAGCACUUGGAAGCUGUGAGAAAGGCUAAAAUGCCAGUGACAGUGAUCCAUGGAGACAAGGAUCAAUUGGUGCCAAUGGAGUGCAGCUACAACCUGAAAUCCAAACUCCCCCAUGCAGACCUCAAAGUUAUGAAUGGCAGAGAUCAUUCUUCUGUGAUCUUGGGCAGGGAAAAGAUGUUUACAUGCGAACUGGAACAGAUUUGGUCCACUUCUACCAAUUGCACUCACAUACCACACUCAUAAAUGAUUAUUUAUAUAUAUAUAUAUAUAUAUAUAUAUAUAUAUUUCUUAGAAUUAUAUAUGCAUAUAAUUCAUAGGCCAUAAUAUUAAGACUAUGCUGGUCCAAAACCGGGUGCGCCCAGUUGCAUGACUCACCCAACAAAACCACCGGCGGUGGGGCCCUCGAGAUGUGCUCCCUCGCGUUCUUUUAUGUCGAUUGCUCCGUUCAUCUUCGAAUCACACUGCAGAACAUCCAAAUCACCAUUAUUCCACUUUAAGAUUCACAUGCAAAGUCUGAUGGCUCUCUCUCUCUCUCUCUCUCUCUCUCUCUCUCUCUGUGAUAGAUACCAAUCAUCAAUUGAAGGAGGGCAGACGGUUGCUUACCUACCCAAUAGCAGUCACCAAACACCUACCCACACAUCUCCAUCUGAAGUGGACCAAACGAAACGGUGUAGUUGGAUGCGUUUGUCAUGAGCUUACGCACAACUAAUCGAAUGAGUCAAACAAAUGAGUAAUAUUCUUCAAGAAAUUAUGAAGAGGAUAUGGUAUUUAUA